UUGCACGCUUGUAGAGAACAAAGGUUUGUUUUCAUUUGCUCCACUGGGCAAAGGGUUGUCUGUUCCAGAAAUGAAUCUCCGGAUUUGGAUGGAUCUUCGAUGUACCAUAUGAGCACGCAAAGCCCGAUGUCGACGUAGUGCCCCAAUCGAUGUUGAUCCUUCGCAGGCACCAGAAGAUUUUUAGACGCAAUGAUAUACGAAGGUUUUAUUUCGAUGCCUGUUUUUGAAAACGCUUGUUAUGUCGCCGUAGUUUUGAUUAAUAGUCUGGCAGAACCAGCAUCUUCAUCAUGACCAGCGAUAUCCCGGAGUUGUUAUGGACGGCGGCCGCCUUAACAGCGGGGAUCCAGAUACCCCGAGUAAAAACGCAACCACCCCAUAGUCAAAAUUUGAAGUUUCUCUGUGCUUGAACUUGUUUAGUACAAAAACACACCACGACAAAGCUGGGAAAUCAGCAAGGCAAGCCUAGAGUUUUUGGGACAUUCGCAUGACAAGCUUGGUGCUCUACUCUUGUCGUGCCUAGCUAGUUUAGCUGCGUCAGAUGAAAUCCGCUGCCUUAUCCAGAUAAGGGCACGAUAACUUUUUUCUAAACGCGAUGAUAAAUAAGGGUCUCCCAUGCAGACCCGUGUGCGGAACGUUUUGGACAUGCGGACGUGCACGACAAGUAUGAGGUGGGUACGUUUUUACUUAGGAUAGCAGGGCCUGGGUUUCUUGCACGGCUACUGGUUCCAAACGGAAGUUUUUUACGACGCGCUGGGCGGUAUCAACAGUCUUUUUUUCGUCGGUCUUGCAGUCGUGCUGAACUACACCAGUUUCGGCAACAAUGCGAAUUUCUUCGAUGAGAGUCGCAAGGUAAGUAUUUCGGCGCUCUUCGCGGUUUCGCGCUUGUGGCUGCUCGCCUUUUUGGCGUGUACGAUAAGGAAAAAUCUCGCCGCCCCAUGCUUCUGUGAAAAAGGAGACAUAAUGCGAUGCGCGAGGACUUCUUGCCUACACAGAGGCAAAUGCUAUUUCUCUGGGUAGUGCAGUAGUUUCCUGUCAUAUUACGGUUGCACACACAAGAACAGCCCUCUUCCUCCAUGCCAGACAGCAAUAAAAUCCGUGGUCGCAAAAAAUCCAUUCGACCUUUUAGUAGCGUGGGGCGGAAACAUUUUUCCUUUUGGUAGCGUGGCGCGCGAAGGAGCGCAAGGGCGACGGCCGGUUUGACGAGCUGAAGCCGUACUUUUUCACCUUUCUGCUCGUUUGGAUCAUGCAGGGGGUGUGGUGCUACUGUGUCGCCCUGCCGCUGCUGGUGCUGACUGGAGUGAGGGGUGAGGCCGGAAAGUUGUCCUCGCCUGUCGACUACCUCUCCGUCAUGUUCUUUCUGGUCGGGCUGGUGUGCGAAAUCAGUAGCGACAUCGUGAAGGCCUCCUGGGUGAAGGAGGGCCGCCCCGGCGGAUUCUGUACCCGCGGCUUGUGGUACUACUCGCGACACCCCAACUAUUUCGGGGAAAUACUGAUGUGGUGGAGCGCCUUCGGUUUGUGCAUUCAGCCAAUGAUGGUCGAUAGCGGGGUUACCGGUUACAUGCUUCUAGCCGUGCUUUCACCUCUAAUCACAACAUUCUUGCUCCUCUGCGUGUCGGGCGUGCCGCUGGCCGAGGGGAAGCACUUGGAAAGAUACCUGAAAUACCCCGACUUCCCCGCCUAUCGCAAACGGACCUCGUGUUUGGUCCCCAUGCCGCCAGGGGUGUACGAAAGGAUACCCAGCUUGCUGCAGCGGUUGCUUCUCUGCGAGUGGAAACGCUACGAAUAUGUGGAGCCAGCGGGCGCCAGUACUUCUAGGUGUAGAGGCGUUUGUCAUUUGUCAUUCUGAUAUUUUGUUAAUUCGUUUCAGGGUGGAAUUGAAUUCAAGCUCUGUGCAGUCAAUCACAACUCAAUGGAGGUUGUGAGCAAACGACUAUGUUGCGCAUAUGACUACAUCAUCAUAAUGACCUUCCAACAGGCGAAGAGAGCCACUUCUUGGAAGCUGAAUUGAGUCUGCUUCGCACAACAUCAGGCAGCACCCCGGGAGCCCUAAACCCAGCAAGCGCGGCAGCAGCGGCCCAAGAGGCAAGUCCCGGACCUCCGAGACCCGGCCCAGCGCAGUGAAAAAGCGUCCCAGCAGUGGCACCGCAAAGAAGCGACGCGGCGCUAGCGUGUCGGGAAAGAAAUAGGUGUGAAGAGCCGCUGCCGACAACCAUGAGUCUUGCCAGCGGGGCUGAUACGGGAAGCGAGCGUGUCUCGUGAUGCAGCUCUACUGAGCCCAAGGUGCUACUUAUGACAGGACAGUGUGCGCCGCACAGUGCGUUCUUCUCGAUGAAGCGUUGUACUAAAGCGCUACAGUGCAGCUGAUUGGAUAACUUGCGAAGAUGUACAGAAAACAAAAUCAUCGCAAGUAGAGUGUGUUGCUGCAGCUUACGACGUAUCGUGCAGAGGUAGCUGAAAAAAACUGCGAACAGCAGAAAGGAUGGGCGCCAUUGUUAAAAGAGGACACGACCGACCCGCUGCGUGGUUAUUUCUCCCAGCG
Messenger RNA from Amoebophrya sp. A120, 2539 nucleotides. Lineage: Eukaryota; Dinophyceae; Syndiniales; Amoebophryaceae. The record is from the annotation of a GenBank genome assembly.